This is a messenger RNA of Tupaia belangeri chinensis (Chinese tree shrew), 3331 nucleotides long. It is a transcript of the gene ACHE, whose product is annotated as acetylcholinesterase (Yt blood group). Gene Ontology annotation, molecular function: acetylcholinesterase activity. NCBI's taxonomy places the organism in Eukaryota, Metazoa, Chordata, Mammalia, Scandentia, Tupaiidae. The transcript has 4 exons. Gene Ontology annotation, biological process: choline metabolic process; acetylcholine catabolic process. Gene Ontology annotation, cellular component: plasma membrane. The coding region runs from base 1095 to 3026 and encodes 643 amino acids. The record is from RefSeq and is a predicted model, not a curated record.
GGUUCCUGCACCGGCUGCCCCCCACCCGUCCUGAAGGCCGCGACCCCAGCUCCCCUGCGCAGUGCCCAGCCGAGGGCCCCUCCCAGACCUAGGACCUCCCUUCCCGCGGAGACCCUAUCUCUUGUUUUUUGGGAAGGGGAGGCCCAGCGGAAGCCCUGAGUUAUAAUUAGCCCCACUCGGGUUUCCUAGUUAAUCUCCAGCACAUCUCUUUCUCGGGUGGGGGAGGAGGGCGGGGGGUGCUGGGCGAGGGGUGACCGCCGAGAGAGGGGGGAGUUCCGACCCGGGGAAUUUUGAUCCCUUGGCUGGAGAUGCCGGAACCACAGCAGCUGCUGCCCCAAAAUAGCGCCCCCGCCCCUGCAGCCGGGGAUCUCCGGAGCUCUGGGAACACAGGCGUCCUGGCUCGCCCUUCAGGCCCCUCCGCAAAACCCCCAGACCCCCACCCCAAGGUCCCGGCUCCAAGGCUCCGGGCGGAGAACGCUGUCCUUUUCUCGGUCUCUACUGCCCCCCGCCGGCUGCGGCGUGCACCACAGCAUCGGGCGGAUGGAGGCGCGAGUCCUGGGGGACCGGGGCUGACGAACCUGUUGGCUGGGGCUAGGCGAGGGAGUGCGCAGGUGAUGGGAACCGAUGGGUGCUUGCUCACCUUGCCAGAAAGUAGAUGAGACAGGCAGGGUGGAGCUGGGUAGACAGGAUUUGGGGUCCUCCAGGAUUGGGGGCUCUCAUACCCUGUGUGCCCACUACAGGGCUCCCCUAUCCUGGCCAACCCAGGAGACUUGGGCUGGGCCUUCACACCCGCAAGCUCCCCCAACGGCGCUGUCAGUGAGGGCCGCGCCCCUGUCAUGCGUGGACUGUGGCCUCUGGUGCCUGCACUGCCCGCACUGGGCCCAGCCCAGUCCACAGAGCCAGGGGAAGGAGGUGAGGGUGGCGGCAGGUCUCAUCUCUGUUCCCUGCGUGUGUCUGAGUGUGUGUGUCUGCCUGAUCUGUCGCCGCUUGCCUGUCUGCCUUGUCCUUGUGUCUGCCCGUCUCCCUCCCGCCAUGGCUCUCCUUGGCCAACCUGCCCCACCUCCUCUGCAGCUCAGUGAUAACCCUGGGGCAAGAUGUUACCUAAUCUCCACCCUCCUGGCUGCCUCUGGCCUUCACCCUUUGCCUUUCUUUCUCCCAGCAGACACCUGCCUGCCCUGGCAGCCAUGAGGCCUCCGUGGUGCCCCCUGCACAUGCCCUCCCUGGCCUCCCCACUCCUCCUCCUCCUCUCCCUCCUGGGAGGAGGGGUAGGGGCUGAGGGCCGAGAGGACCCAGAGCUGCUGGUGACCGUGCGUGGGGGCCGGCUGAAGGGCAUCCACCUAAAGACCCCUGGGGGCUCCGUUGCUGCUUUUCUGGGCAUUCCCUUUGCGGAACCACCCACGGGCCCCCGUCGCUUUCUGCCACCCGAGCCCAAGCGGCCCUGGUCAGGGGUGUUGGAUGCCACAGACUUCCAGAGUGUCUGCUACCAAUAUGUGGACACCCUGUACCCUGGUUUUGAGGGCACCGAGAUGUGGAAUCCCAACCGUGAGCUGAGUGAGGACUGCCUCUAUCUCAACGUGUGGACACCAUACCCUAGGCCUGUAUCUCCCACCCCUGUCCUUGUCUGGAUCUAUGGGGGUGGCUUCUACAGCGGGGCCUCCUCCCUGGAUGUGUAUGAUGGCCGCUUCCUGACACAGGCCGAGGGGACUGUACUGGUGUCUAUGAACUACCGGGUGGGGGCCUUUGGCUUCUUAGCCCUGCCAGGAAGCAGAGAGGCCCCAGGCAACGUGGGUCUGCUAGAUCAGAGGCUAGCCCUGCAGUGGGUGCAGGAGAAUGUAGCAGCCUUUGGGGGGGACCCAACAUCAGUGACGCUGUUCGGGGAGAGUGCAGGCGCCGCCUCAGUGGGCAUGCACCUGCUAUCCCCACCCAGCCGGAGCCUGUUCCACAGGGCUGUGCUGCAGAGCGGUGCACCCAAUGGGCCCUGGGCCACAGUGGGUGUGGGAGAGGCCCGUCGCAGGGCCACACUGCUGGCCCGUCUUGUGGGCUGCCCCCCAGGGGGUACUGGCGGCAAUGACACAGAACUAGUAGCCUGCCUUCGGACAAGGCCAGCUCAGGAUCUGGUGGACCACGAGUGGCACGUGCUGCCUCAGGAAAAUGUCUUCCGAUUUUCCUUUGUGCCUGUGGUGGAUGGAGACUUCCUCAGUGACACACCCGAGGCCCUCAUCAAUGCUGGAGACUUCCACGGCCUGCAGGUGCUGGUGGGUGUGGUGAAGGAUGAGGGCUCCUAUUUUCUGGUUUACGGGGCCCCAGGCUUCAGCAAAGACAACGAGUCUCUCAUCAGUCGGGCCCAGUUCCUGGCUGGGGUGCGGGUCGGGGUCCCCCAGGCAAGUGACCUGGCGGCCGAGGCUGUGGUCCUGCAUUACACAGACUGGUUGCACCCUGAGGACCCAGCGCGCCUGCGGGAGGCCCUGAGUGAUGUGGUGGGCGACCACAACGUCGUGUGCCCCGUGGCCCAGCUGGCUGGGCGGCUGGCUGCCCAGGGUGCCCGGGUCUAUGCCUACACCUUUGACCAUCGUGCCUCCACGCUCUCCUGGCCCCUCUGGAUGGGGGUGCCCCACGGCUACGAGAUCGAGUUCAUCUUUGGGCUCCCUCUGGAUCCCUCGCGAAACUACACCACCGAGGAGAAAAUCUUUGCCCAGCGGCUGAUGAGAUACUGGGCCAACUUUGCCCGCACAGGAGACCCCAAUGAUCCCCGCGACCCCAAGGCCCCGCAGUGGCCGCCGUACACGCCUGGAGCACAGCAGUAUGUGAGCCUUAACCUGCGUCCGCUGGAGGUGCGUCGGGGUCUGCGCGCUCAGACCUGCGCCUUCUGGAACCGCUUCCUGCCCAAAUUGCUCAGCGCCACCGCCUCGGAGGUUCCCGGCACCUGCUCGGGCCCCGCCCAUGGGGAGGCUGCCCCAAGGCCCAGGCCCGGCCUCCCCCUGUCCCUCCUCCUCUUUCCGCUCUUCUCCGGGCUCCUGUGGCUGUGACCACAGCCUCUUACCCCUCUGGCCUCAGGGAGCCCUUCCUCAUUAGAGGAGGGCUCCCCCACUCAGGGAUCUCCGACCCAGCGCUCCCUCCUCAAACCGAGACUCAGACUGCACAGGUUGGGGAGGGAAGUGACCUACCACCCGUCUCAGGGAUGCACACGCCUUUGUUGUUUAAAUGGAAAUGGAAAAGCCAAUUUCUUUUUGUAUAAAAUUAUCCUUUGGAGCCUGAGCCUGAUGUUGGGGGUAAAGCGGGCCUGGGGCUGGAUCGAACCGCCCCCCCCCCGCCCCGGGGGCAGCCUUAACUG